AUGACUGGGAGCAUUCAUAAAGUCGUCGUCGCGGGAGCAGGCCCUGCCGGCCUCCUUGCCACAUACAUGCUGGCCAAAGAGGGUAUCUCUGUCGAUGUUCUGGAAGCGAAGGCAACGAUUGACACUUCACCCCGGGGGUUGGCAUAUGGGCCGAGUGCCAAGAGAGUGUUACAAGAUGCGGGCCUUCUCGACAAGAUCACGUCUGAAGGGUUUCUAUCCCGGGACUUCACAUGGCGGAAACUGGACGGUACCAUUCUAGUGUAUGCGAGUGCUGAAAGUGAUAGAGAUGCUUGGGUCGUGAAUCCUGUUGGGUCUAUCUCCGCAUUACUCCUUGAUUUGGUGCAGAAGAUGUCAAUCGUUACGAUUCACUGGAAUUGUAGAGUCGUUGAUGUUGGCCAGGAUGAAAUCGUGGCGUGGGUUGAUGCGGUUGACCCAUCGGGCAAUAAGAGCAGGUGGGAGGCUGACUACGUGAUCGGUUGCGAGGGUGCACAGAGCGCUGUUCGUAAGUCAUUGUUCAACGGUCGAUUCCCAGGGUAUACGUGGCCCGCACAACUCAUCGCUGUCAAUUUCUCCUACGACUUCCUUGAUAAGGCGGGUUGGGCCGAUGCACAAUGGGUAGUCGACCAGGAAAAGUGGUUUCUCUGUGCCCGUAUCAAUCGUAAGGGCCUUUGGCGCAUGGCCUAUGGUGAGACCCCCGGACUUUCGAUCGAGGAAAUAAGGAAGAGGCUCGAUGAUCGCUUUCGUACCACGUUGCCUGGUAACCCAGAACCACAUCAAUUCCAAGUCAUGAACUUGGCUCCCUACACAAUACACCAGCGGCUUGCAGAACGGAUGAGAGUGGGAAGGGUUCUCCUUGCGGCCGAUGCCGCUCAUCUCUGCAAUCCCAUGGGCGGACUUGGCCUAACCACGGGCAUUGCCGACAUCGGAAGUCUUGUGCAAGCCCUAGUAGGCAUUCAUACUGGACAAACAACAGAUAUCAUACUGGAUAUCUAUGAUGAAAAGCGUCGUGCGAUCUUUUCCACAAUAACUGACCCAAUCAGCACAACCAAUAUGAAGCGUAUUAUGAGCGAUGCCAACGAGGUCGAGAAGUCAGAUCCCUUCUUUGACAAUGUGAGGCAAGCUGUCGAAGAUCCUAUCCUGCGAGAAGAGGCCUUCCGGCCACUGACAUAUAUGCGAAAUUUAGAAGCAGAUGGAGAUAGGAUGUGA
Messenger RNA from Exophiala aquamarina CBS 119918, 1206 nucleotides. RefSeq lists its product as uncharacterized. NCBI's taxonomy places the organism in Eukaryota, Fungi, Ascomycota, Eurotiomycetes, Chaetothyriales, Herpotrichiellaceae. Gene Ontology annotation, molecular function: FAD binding. The transcript is spliced from 5 exons. The coding region runs from base 1 to 1206 and encodes 401 amino acids. The record is from RefSeq and is a predicted model, not a curated record.